ACGGCGCCUAAUAAAUUAUUCUACUCAUUUCCCAGCUAUGCUAUUCUUUCCUGAAGCACAGUUUCCACUUUGCUUUGAUAUUUAAUAUUUUCACAAAUCCAUAAUAAUUCAGUGGUAAGUCAGUGACAUGAAAAUUGAAUAAACUAGAUUUACAUGUCUGUAAAACCCGAUAAUUUGUUGGGCAUUUAUGUUUUGCAGCUUUGCUUUGAAUCCAGCCAUACUUGGUCUUCAAGAAUACGUGGGUUAUGCAUAGUCUAUGAUCUUCUCAACAGACUAGUUGUACCAGGAAAUGAACGAUAUGCAGGAAAACAGAAACUACAUCCAGCUCUUCUAAAACAAACUGUUGAAUGAAGGCAUUGCAUGAUAUACAUGCCAGCUUUCCAAAACAUUUGACCUGGUCGAGAUAUUUUGAACGAUAACGCUUUAUAAUCAGAGUUAUUUGUGUGUCCAUGAUGAGCCUGCCCAGCCUACCCAGCCUUCCUCCUACACCAGCUGAGAACCCAGACUUUGUCAGCAUCAAGGAGGCAGAGAAAUACAUCUGUAUUCUGCACAAUGGGGUGCUGAGAAAUGCCAUGCAGACGAGCUGUGGACACAGGUUUUGUGAGUCCUGUAUCCACACAUACCUCCAGUCAGGAGACUGCCUCCUCUGCCCCGCUAAAGAGGAAGAUUGCGUGGAAUUAUGCUCAUCGGGGAAAAACCAAAAUAAUAUAUACCCAGACUCCUCUGCAAGACGGGAGAUUCUUAACCUGAAAGUUUAUUGUCAGUAUAAGAAGUUUGGCUGUAAGAAAACAACAGCAUGGAAAAACUUACAAAAUCAUACCGAGAGCUGUUCUUUCAAGCGAGUCAGCUGUAGCAAUGGAUGUGGAGAUUUUGUGGCCCCAGACGCAAUGGCCAGUCACCUAGAGAACGAGUGUAGUAAGAGACUGGUGAACUGUAAAAACUGUGGGAUAGAUGUGGUCUUUGAUACUUAUCAGGUAUGCUUUUCAUCUGAGUAUUGUUUGUGUUGGCGUUUUCCAUACCAAUGUAAUUGUCAGCCGUACACUGUCUCAUUGAAUGUGUUCUUGCUUCAGAGGCACAUAGAUAAUGAUUGCCCAGCCGUAUUGAUAAACUGCCCCUACAACUGCGCUGUUAAACCAUUUCAAAGGAUGCAGUUACCACAACAUUUAAAAGCCUGUCCCAAUAAACCUAAACCUUGUAAAUUCCAAUCAGCUGGUUGUAAGUUUGAGGGUAGUUCGGAUGCUGCUGUGAGGAAGCAUGAGGCUGAGAAUGUGCAGGCCCAUCUGGAUCUGCUGACCAUUCACUUCUCAUCCAUGGAAAUGGAAAAUUUGGAGUUUAAGGAUGUUGUGAAGGGGCUAACAGCUCAGAAGACUACUCUGGCAGAACAGCUUCAGCGACAAGUGGAGAAGAACCAGGAACUGACAACACAAGUGUCAAAACUCCAGACAAGCAACAAGGAAUUGCAGAUACGUAUUGUAACAUUAACAGAACGUGUUAUUACUAUGGAACGAAAGUUGGGAGAUUUUGCUAAGAAGGAGGAUGUAGAUAAAUGUUCAGAGGAUGUGAGUACCAUUCAAGAGACCUUGCUGACGUAUGAUCAGCGUAUCACAGAAGUGGAAUCUACAGGUGGGAGCCAAAGCUUCUCUGCGACCAUGGGAGGGACUGAAGGAGUGCCAGGUGAUUUGAGGACAAAGUUGGCUAGACAAGAACAGCAGAUAGGCAUCCAAGAUGUUCGUCUAGCAGAGAUGGAUAUCCGCUUCCAAAUCUUAGAAACAGCCAGCUACAAUGGACAGUUGAUGUGGAAGAUCCGCGAUUACAAGCGCCGCAAGCAAGAGGCCAUCAGUGGCAAGACUAUCUCCCUGUACAGCCAGCCCUUCUAUAUGCAUCGCUUCAGCUACAAGAUGUGUGCCCGCGUGUAUCUCAACGGAGAUGGGGUGGGCAAGGGAUCUCACAUGUCCCUUUUCUUUGUGGUUAUGCGGGGUGAAUUUGAUGCUCUCUUGGAAUGGCCUUUUCACAAGAGAGUCAACCUUAUGUUGCUGGAUCAGCAAUCGCGAUGCCAUGAUCUGUCUGAUUCCUUUCAAACAGAUGUUAACAGCAGCAGUUUUAAACGACCAGCCACAGAGAUGAAUGUAGCCAGUGGCUGCCCCAUGUUUGCCCCACAGUCAACAGUGGAGCAACCCCCUUAUCUUGUUGAAGACACUAUUUUUAUUAAGGUCACAGUUGAGGAUCUCUCCUAAUCCAGAUAGCAUGGCGGGCUUGUACGUAGAGUCCCAAUACUGGCCCCUUAACUCUGGAAAGGUGAUCUUGCAUGAAAGGACUCCAAGUGAGCUGAUGUGGUUGUUGAGGCAGUGUGAUCAUGCUUUCUUUCCGUCCGCCAUGCUUUGCAUUUACUUUAAUAGGACUAACAGCCUAUUUCAACCUCGUUAUCAAGGGGAUGUGAACAGACAUAUUCUUCACAACAAAUUUGAGGCCCAUUCUUGCUCUUCCAUGCUUGUUGUAAACUUCAUGCUUUUCCAAACAAUUGCCGACUUACUAGGUUGUCGUUUGAAUGAGCAAAAGUUAGGUAAAGUUGGUGGGUUUGAUAGAAGGAAUAGAGAGCUUGGCCUUUAUAUUUCAUCAGAGGGAGGACUUUUUUGGAUAGAUUUAGCUGUAUAUCCUGUCAGGAUGGGGCCUUAUUUGUCAAUUCUGCACUUA
Liolophura sinensis is the source of this 2691-nucleotide messenger RNA. Its product is annotated as TNF receptor-associated factor 3-like. Lineage: Eukaryota; Metazoa; Mollusca; Polyplacophora; Chitonida; Chitonidae. Gene Ontology annotation, molecular function: tumor necrosis factor receptor binding; zinc ion binding. Gene Ontology annotation, biological process: regulation of canonical NF-kappaB signal transduction; regulation of apoptotic process; signal transduction. Gene Ontology annotation, cellular component: plasma membrane signaling receptor complex; cytoplasmic side of plasma membrane. The record is from RefSeq and is a predicted model, not a curated record. Bases 450 to 2234 code for a protein of 594 amino acids. The transcript has 11 exons.